AUGCAGGGCUUUGGCAAAGGGCAAACGCACGCCACAGCUGGAGGUGAGCAGUGCGUGUCCUCUGUACUGCAUCCCGAUUGUCCUUACAUCCACAUCUCUAAUCGUGCGCAUCCGUAAGGCGCCACACUCUGCACACUGCUCACUUGAGCACUGCUGCACAAUCUACGCACCCAGACGCCGCCGCCGCGAUCAGCGCUCUUAGCACACUAGAGCUGCACUCACCAGCUGCACGCACUCUAGCAACCCAGAGGCCGUCGCCGCGAUGCCUCCCGGACGACGACGACGCUGGACGCUAAUCGCAUUACUCGCAAAAACAACGGCCUUCAGCGACAUCAAGCGCGCGCGCGACCUCAAGCCGAUUAUACGAGAGGACAGCCCGUCGUCCGAUCCGGUCAUACAGUUCGUGCCCGGUGUGGAUGAGACGGUCAUCCCGGAAGUCUCGAUGACGCGCAGCGCCACUUCCCAAAGAGACGGCAAGUUUUUUACGGGUACGGCGACGUUCUGGUUUCCGAGAGCUGACGCGCUGUAUAGGGAGAUCACGCCGGACUCAUUAAUAGCGGGCAUGAGAUUGUGCGACGCCGAGGGGUGUAUGACGACAGAAGACGUGCGCGCCAAAUUCGUCAGAGGCAACCCGUCGGGCAUCUCGGCCGUGGUCUUACUCACAAACCCCGAUGAAUGGAACCGGUUCAUGCGCUUCAUGAAGAGGUAUAGUGACAAGAACGGCAUGGGGUUCACCGCGGCGGACGCUUCUUCUCCAUGA
This is a messenger RNA of Pelagomonas calceolata, 760 nucleotides long. The record is from the annotation of a GenBank genome assembly. Lineage: Eukaryota; Pelagophyceae; Pelagomonadales; Pelagomonadaceae.